AUGCAUCGCAUCGCAGGCACUCUCGCCUUUGUCGUCAUCAUCGUGGUGCAGGCACAAUGUAAGACAUCUCCUUUAGACAUUGGCUUGCCGUCGACAGAUGAAUGGGCCGCCUUCAACCCCAUCACGUCUUCCUGCUAUCCGGGAAAUCCAUUCAAUUCUCCCGACUCUUGUGACGCCGUCGCGGCCAAUUGGAGUCUAGCCUCGUUCCAUGCGGCUUUGCCAGAAUCCUGCGGCUCUCCACUUUUUGUAAACAACUCGUGUUUACCGCCAGGCGUCGUUGGUUACAUGGAAAACCAAGGAUGUGAUAUCGGUGGUAUGCCACAAUAUGUCGCCUCGGACCGAAACAUUCGCAUCGUCAUCAAGGAUACUACCGGGAAUGUCCUCAUCACCGGCAGUGGCAACAACUAUGGGCGUAUCCUCGGAGCUGCAAUGAACGCCGGCAGAGUAGUCAUUAGUGGUAAUGAUCCCACCGUCGGCCCUGGAGGACAUAUCCAGGGCGGUGGCCACGGACCUCUGUCGAGCACAUACCGCCUCGCCGCCGAUCAGAUUUACCAGAUGCGAGUUGUUACCACGCAGGGGGAGAUCCCCGUCGCCGAUGCUACGCAGAAUCAAGACUUACUAUGGGCCGUUCGAGGCGGAGGGGCAGGUCAGUAUGGCGUUGUGACCGAGUCUACUAAAACUUAUCCUGCUCGAGCCGCCGUCAUUACAGCUAGUGUCGUAUUGUCACUUGUUGGGAAUGGCACAGCAGCCUUCAACGCUUCAUGGAAUGCUCUCGGAGCACUGGCAUCUGCUAUCCCAGGUCUUAUAGACGCCGGCGUGGGGGCGGGCACCAUCCAGGGAAUCGCAGCCAAAGGUGUGUCGAUAUCAAUGGGAUUCACCGUCUUCAAUACCACGGUAGAGGCGUUGAGAACAAUAGCUGCACCGGUCAUCGCUCUCAUGCAGACCCAAGCCCCUUACGAUAGCGCGUUCAGGGCGUUCUUGACUGAGCCGACCGAUAGGAUCACAUCCCCGAGCAAUACUGCCGGGCUUCCAUCCUUCAUGUCAACUCGACCGCUUGGUCAGGAGCAGAUAUCCGAUUUACCUAUCCCCGUAGUGAGAUCCUACUUUGAACGUGGCACACGCAAAGAAUCCGGUGGAAUUUAUGUCAUGGUUAUCGGGCUCCAGGGUGGGCCAGGCCCUAGAAACGUUGACCCGAGCAUGCGCGGCGCCCUGCUUCCGUCAUGGCGGACCACCUACCUCCACACCAUUGGUAUGGCCUCGGCUCUAUAUAUGACCCUCUCGCCACAAGAUACCCUAAACAAGGCGGCAAGGUGGGCCGAGGAGAAUUUCAAGGCCGUCUGGAGAGAAUGGGCGCCGAAUACCGGAUCUUACAUGAAUGAGGGCAACCCCAUGAAUUCUAACUUCAAGAAAGACUCUUACGGCUCAAGCUAUGAUCGCUUGUUUGAGAUCAAGCAGAAGUAUGAUCCCACCGAGAGCUUGUAUGUGUUGUCGGGUGUCGGAGUUAUGCUUGGAAGUACAACCUUAACACUGACCAGUUGUGUUGGAAGUGGCGAGUGA
This is a messenger RNA of Ilyonectria robusta, 1557 nucleotides long. RefSeq lists its product as uncharacterized. The transcript has 5 exons. Lineage: Eukaryota; Fungi; Ascomycota; Sordariomycetes; Hypocreales; Nectriaceae. The record is from RefSeq and is a predicted model, not a curated record. Gene Ontology annotation, molecular function: flavin adenine dinucleotide binding; oxidoreductase activity. Bases 1 to 1557 code for a protein of 518 amino acids.